This is a messenger RNA of Alternaria novae-zelandiae, 648 nucleotides long. RefSeq lists its product as uncharacterized. Lineage: Eukaryota; Fungi; Ascomycota; Dothideomycetes; Pleosporales; Pleosporaceae. Gene Ontology annotation, molecular function: phosphatase activity. The coding region runs from base 1 to 648 and encodes 215 amino acids. Gene Ontology annotation, cellular component: cytoplasm. The transcript has a single exon. The record is from RefSeq and is a predicted model, not a curated record.
AUGACAGCGCGUGUACAUAUCAUACGCCAUGGCGAAGCACUGCACAACGUCCAGCGCGGCUAUGCACACCGAGAUCCGCCGUUGACAAAAGCCGGCAACGUCUCCACCAAACGCGUUAAUCUUUCAGUCCAGCCAGAUCUGAUCCUCAUCUCGCCCAUGACCCGCACCAUACAAACUGCGAUAAACAUGUUUCCGUUCUUGACGGAGGCAGGUUCCUUUCACAUACCCGUUCAAAUCUGGCCUGAUCUUCGGGAAGCCAACGAUGCCGUCUGCAACAAGGGCUUGUCGCGAAAAGAGCUAGCGUCAAACUUUCCCCAAUUCGACUUCUCCGAGUGCAAUGAAGAGUGGGACUAUCCCGAGCAUAGCACUGAAGCGGCUAAUACGCGUGCUGAACGAGUGCGAAGAAGGCUGAAAGAACUUUCCGCGACGUAUAGCAACAUCGCUAUCAUCACGCACCGAGGUAUUAAAGCUUUCCUCGUGAAGGGCAAGCGCUUUGGACUGGCUGAGACGCGUUGCUACCGCUUUGCAACGGAAGAAGAGGUUCAGAACGACAAUAUCAGGAGAGGAAUCAAUAGUGAUACGCUCGAGGAGCAGGACUUUGGACCCACCGUAUUGAUCUUGGACGAGUCGCAGCGAAAAGAUGCGUAA